AUGCGGAACCAAGAAAACCAGACUACUUCAGUGACUUUCAUCCUCUUGGGCUUCUCUGAAUACCCGGACCUCCAGGUGCCCCUUUUCCUUGUAUUCCUGACCAUAUACACAGUCACUGUGCUGGGAAACCUGGGCAUGAUUGCCAUCAUCAGAGUCAACACAAAGCUCCGCAGUACCCCCAUGUACUAUUUUCUUAGUCACCUGUCCUUUGUGGAUUUCUGUUACUCUACUGUUGUGACACCCAAACUGUUGGAAAACUUGAUUUUAGAAGACAGAACCAUCUCCUUCUCAGGCUGCAUCAUGCAGUUCUUUUUUGCAUGUACAUUUGUGGUGACAGAAACCUAUAUGUUGGCAGUGAUGGCCUAUGACCGGUUUGUUGCAGUGUGUAAUCCUCUCCUCUACAUGGUUGCCAUGUCCCCAAAGUUGUGUUCCUUUUUAGUGGGUGCAUCAUACUCUUGGGGUCUAAUCUGUUCCCUGACACUUACUUACUUUUUGCUGAGAUUAUCUUUUCAAGGUGUUAAUGUUAUAAAUAACUUUGUGUGUGAGCAUGCUGCUAUUGUGGCUGUAUCCUGCUCUGACUCUUACAUUAACCAGGAGAUUAUUUUUGUCUCUGCUACGUUUAAUGAAAUAAGCAGCCUGGUCAUCAUUCUCACUUCCUAUGUUUUCAUCUUUAUCACUGUCAUGAAGAUGCCUUCCAUCGGGGGCCGUAGUAAAGCCUUCUCUACAUGUGCCUCUCACCUGACUGCCAUUACUAUUUUCCACGGAACAAUUCUUUUUCUUUACUGUGUACCAAACACCAAGAGUUCAUGGCUCAUGGUCAAGGUGGCCUCAGUAUUCUAUACAGUCUUCAUCCCUAUGUUAAAUCCCCUGAUCUAUAGUCUCAGGAACAAAGAUGUCAAAGAGACAGUUAGGAAACUGAUUAUUAAAAACCUAUAG
Molecule: messenger RNA, 936 nt
Organism: Peromyscus maniculatus bairdii (prairie deer mouse)
Lineage: Eukaryota; Metazoa; Chordata; Mammalia; Rodentia; Cricetidae
Source: RefSeq, a predicted model, not a curated record